ACUUGAGACGUGGAAGUUGAAUGUGUGGGUUUCAAAAAAAUAUUAAUUCUUCCUCUUGCCUGUUAUUUCUUCUUGAUCAGAAUUUUGUCUAAAGUAUUUAAAAUUUAUAGUAAGUUUCUCCCCGACUCCAAAAUGAAAUACCAAGAGCCUGAGAAAUAAACGCUUCAGUACUUACGUGAGGUGCCACCGUGUGGAUUCAAAUAAUAUAACAACUGUAUAUGCCAAAAUCCUAUUUAAUAUAUUUGCUUUGAAUGAUCCAGCCCCCCUCCCCGAUAUGGAUGGGUAGAUUGACCAUUUGCUUUGGUAUUCAUACCCAAAAAAGCCGUACCUAAGCAAUACUUACUAUGCCAUUUAACAUUAAUUUGCAUUAUACUGUAUAUCAUUCAAAACAUGACAAUGCUAUUACUAUUUAUAUAUUUAUAACAUAUUUGUAAUUUAUUUUUGGGUAAAGCCAUUUCAUCUUUAUUCCGCGCAACACCCCCCCUCAUUUGGCAUCUGCUUAUCCUGGUCAUAUUGGGAGAUGGCUUGGAGCCUAGCUCAGGCAGCACAGGUCACAAGAUUGUACUACUUAUCCCUGGACUGGAUGGCAUCCAUACACCGUGUUUUAUAACAAAUAAUAAAUAUAUAUUAUAAUAAGCUAAGUAACAAUAAGCUGUGCCAGGACGUCUCAGCUGUUAAUAUAGGUAUAUUAACAGCGACCAUCGGGGUCACUUACCGAAGAACAACAGGCUGCCCAAAAUGUUGUUUAUGAAACUACAUUUCCCACAAGCCACCGCAGCGUAAACGCCUCAGCUGCACCAGAAGAAGGAAGUGAGAUAUGAAAACUUGAGAGGGUUCGAUUAGAGCAGCAUGAAAUGGAGGAGAAGAAGUUAAAGAGAAAAAGCCCCCGGCCGCCCAGCGCCCAGCCAGCUCAUCCUGUGACCACCCGAAAAAAUGCGGCAGCCAGUCGCAAUCUCAGCGUGGGUAACACGGGGACCACGCAGAGGACGAAGUAUAGGAAGAAUACCAAACCCAAACAGCAAGGACCAUCAGGGAAGGGUCAGACUGGCCCCGUCCAGCACGCCUUCCUUACCGAUGUUUCAGACGUCCAGGAGAUGGAGAAGGGUCUACUAAGUCUCCUCAAUGACUUCCACUCAGGCAAACUACAGGCUUUUGGUAAUGAAUGUUUGAUUGAUCAGAUGGAACAUGUCCGGGAGAUGCAGGAGAAGCUUGCACGACUGCACUUUGACCUCUACGGAGAGGUGGAUGAAAUGCCAGACGACAAGAAAAAGCUUGCCAGCGAUAAUAACAUGGAUAAACUUCUAACAAAUUUGGAGGAGUUGAGUUCAUCCAUGUAUCCUUUUCUUAAGGUGAAGUAUUUCAAGGCUGACAACCUGUUGAUUGUUGCUUGUUUCUUAAGUGACAGAUUUGACAAAUGUGCCAUAAUUAAAUACAGGUCAUAUAUGAAUUAUGUUAUGAAAAGGUGGGUAUAUCCAUCCGUCCAUCCAUCCAUCAUUCAACCUCCUAACCUUAUCAGAAUCACAAGGGGUCCUGUGACCUAUCUCAGGCAGGACAUAGUGCAAGGUUGGAGUAUACUUUGGCUUGGAUGGGGCUAGACAUUCACCAUUGCAAAAUUACAUUACAACAUCAUUUCUAACGAGGACUUAAACAUGUUUUUGAGUCUCACCAAAUGAUUAUGAUGAUUAUAUGAAUUUAUUAAUAACCUAAAUUGAUUUACACUUUUUGCACACUUUUGGCCUGUGAUUACUCUGGAUGAUCCUUAAUGCCCAUUCAUUACUAGUCAAAAGCUCAACCUUGCCGAAAGCCAGGAUUUACCAAGAACAUCCAGCAGCUGAUUGGUGGAUGCUUAUUAAUGACAUGUAUCAUUCAAUGAAAAAUAGCAAGAGGCUGUAAUAUUGCAUAUUUACAUCAUGAAUUAAGUGGUAUGGUGAUGCACCCACAAUAGAAUUACAGGAUGGAUUUAUUUUAGUAGGAUGUUGAGGGGUUCAACAGUGCAAGGACUGACUUUGCAUCCAGGCCUAUGGCCAAGAUGAUCCAGUCAUGAUUGGGAGUUCCCCAGUGAAGGCCUGUAAUUCACAUUGUUUCACUGCUGCAGGGCAAAUUCAGUUUUCAUGUAGGUGUGUUGUACUCUUUGUCCCAUCAGUGCCAACCAGCUCCCCCAAAUGGUGCAAUGUGAUAUAUUUAUUUUUUUAACAUGUCAAGCUUAUUAAGGCACCGGACAAAUUGGAUGACCAAACCUCCUGCUAAGAAUUUAUUAGAUUGGGAACCAUCUUAGGACAUUAAAGAUCUGAAAAGUACAUGGUCUGAAGUUUGCAGUUAUCUACCUUAAAAGUGACAGUGUAAGCAUUAAAAUAUAUGUUCGUUUACAGUUAUGAUGGAGGGGAUUGUUUUCCUCAGAUUUCAUAACUUUUCAUGAUUCUUGUGAUUCCAUGCAUACAGUAAGUCCGCCUUGGGAACCCCGGAUUGUGAACUGACAGCAGCUACUGCUGUAAAUAGAUCAGCUUUUAUUUAAAUUGCUUCUUUCACCUCUGCACAGCUGUGAAUUGUUACAUUUAUGAAUUAUAUGUAAUAACUUUUUAUGUAUAUGACUACAAAUAAAAUAUUGGGCUUCCAAAUAACAAAGAUGGACCACUAUUGCUUUAUGAAAUAAUAGAUAAAAUGUUAUAUAAUGACCACUAGCCUUAUUUUCUUUUAAUUUGCCUUAUUAUUAUGGAAUGUAUUGCAGAUAUCAAUAAAAGUUGAUUAUUUUGCA
This is a messenger RNA of Paramormyrops kingsleyae, 2752 nucleotides long. Its product is annotated as coiled-coil domain-containing protein 28A-like. Lineage: Eukaryota; Metazoa; Chordata; Actinopteri; Osteoglossiformes; Mormyridae. The record is from RefSeq and is a predicted model, not a curated record.